AUGCCCAACAACAACAGUUUCUACAAUAACAACAAUCACGGCAGACGCCUUCAGCCGUACGUUUUGGGUAUGGCACGCCUGCGACUUGAAUUGCAACAGCAGCAGUUGAAGCAACAGCAGCAGCAGCGACUAUAUAGCCAACAGCUAAAUGGCAACAUUGCCCUCACGCCGAUGUCGCUAAGUGCCACACAAUCACAAGCACAAAUGUUGCACAUAGCCACGACGACGACGACGACAACGGCGACUGCUCUGAGGCCAUUGGUUGCAGCCACAGCCAGUGUUGGUGUUGAUAAUCACUGCAGUAGAAAUUACAACAGCCUUAGCAUGCCCAACAACAACAGUUUCUACAAUAACAACAAUCACUGCAGACGCCUUCAGCCGUACGUUUUGGGUAUGGCACGCCUGCGACUUGAAUUGCAACAGCAGCAGUUGAAGCAACAGCAGCAGCAGCGACUAUAUAGCCAACAGCUAAAUGGCAACAUUGCCCUCACGCCGAUGUCGCUAAGUGCCACACAAUCACAAGCACAAAUGUUGCACCUAACGCAACAACAAAAAUGUGAACAACUCGAGCAAACACAACAACAGCAACAAUUUAAACUCAAAUAUCACCAACAUCAAACAUUGCAACAACAAAAACAACAGCAACAACAACAGCUUUUGUUGCCCAUUAAUUUAGUGCCGCGCAUUUCGAAUUGUUUUAGUAGUAGUAGUAUUGGUAAACGCAAUGCGGCUGCUGUUGGUGCUGCCACUACCGUCGACGGUGGUGAUGGUUGUGGUGGUGGUACUAGCAGCGGCUGCAAUGCUUCUGCGGUCGUAAGGAAAACGACAAGAGCCGCAACAACAACAACAACAACAACAACAUCUACAGCAAGAAGCAUAUUGCUAACACCGUCAUAUUUAAAAUCCAUUGUUAAGCUUUGCUAA
This is a messenger RNA of Rhagoletis zephyria (snowberry fruit fly), 924 nucleotides long. RefSeq lists its product as uncharacterized. The record is from RefSeq and is a predicted model, not a curated record. NCBI's taxonomy places the organism in Eukaryota, Metazoa, Arthropoda, Insecta, Diptera, Tephritidae.